Toxoplasma gondii ME49 is the source of this 3761-nucleotide messenger RNA. RefSeq names its product glycyl-tRNA synthetase. Gene Ontology annotation, cellular component: mitochondrion; cytoplasm. Gene Ontology annotation, biological process: mitochondrial glycyl-tRNA aminoacylation. Gene Ontology annotation, molecular function: ATP binding; glycine-tRNA ligase activity. The transcript is spliced from 3 exons. The record is from RefSeq and is a predicted model, not a curated record. Bases 504 to 2819 code for a protein of 771 amino acids. Lineage: Eukaryota; Apicomplexa; Conoidasida; Eucoccidiorida; Sarcocystidae.
UCAGAAGUGCGCGCUUGUCUCUGUUGGGGCUUGCCAGUAGCCCUUUUUCCAUACAGAAAAGGAGACAGGCGCUUCCCGCCGACGCACCGGGACACGCAGGAAGAAACGGUAGUCACAGAGUUCGUGGCACGAACGGUGCUUGUGUCCGUGCGCUUUUCGAUUUCCUUUUCGCUGUCUGCGACUUCGCCUCGUAUAGAUGGCUCCAACACUAUCCCAUAUUUGAAUGUUUUUUUCAGAUACCGUUCUUCCCCUACAAGACUCGGUCCCGUUUCCCGUCUCUUGUCUCCGGAGACUUGGACGCUACGUGGCAUCGUCAGCCGCAUCAUCCCGCCUUUGCCCUGUUCGCGGAAGCGCCUAGCUUGUUGCUUUUUUUCGCGUUCUUCCUGUUCUCUGUGUCACUCGUGUAGCCUGAAUGCCCGGUCUACUCCACUGGGAUCCAUUUUCUGCAUUUCCCCCGCACUCGAGACCGUUUCCGCUGCCUUUUCUUUCUUGGCGAUUGUCACAUGCAAGUCGCACCCUUCCGCAGGGUAGUCCGACUGUCCCUUUUUGGCCUCCAGAGACGUUUCCUUUCCUCGCGAAAAAACGCCAUAGUGGCGACCCGCCUCCGACCACUCGCUGUUUCUGAACGUUUUGUGCGACAGUUUUCGACUUUUUGCGGUGAAAAAAAGAUGACGACCCUCAACGGCGUGACUCCCGCAGACGAGGCUGCGACGGAACAACUCGCUGAGCAACUUCGCGAACUCCGAGUCAGAGUGACUCAAAAUGCGGAGAAAGUCCGGCUGCUCAAACAGGCAAACGCUCCUGCGGAGGAAAUCGCCGCAGGUGUAGAUACACUCGUGCACCUGCGUGCACAAGUCACCGAACUGGAGAAGCAGUUGGAGAGCACUCGUCCACUGUAUUACCAGCUUCGUUCGCAAUGUGAAAACCUCCUUAAGCGCCGCUUCUUCGUUGUUCCUUCGUACGAAAUUUAUGGAGGAGUCGGCGGGCUGUACGACUUUGGACCGCCAGGAUGCGCUCUGAAGUCGGCAGUUGAACAACUUUGGCGGCAGCACUUUGUCUUGGCGGAGGAUAUGCUAGAAGUUUCUGGCCCUUGUCUCACUCCCCACAUUGUCCUCAAAACCUCAGGUCACGUGGACCGUUUCACGGAUUUGAUGGUGAAGGACACCGUGACGCAGGACUGUCUGCGCGCGGACAAGUAUUUGGAGGAGAAGAUUGACGAACGUCUGAACGCGAAGGAAGGGAUUUCGCCAGAAGAGGCGAGUCGUCUCGCUCUGCUUCGUCGCCAGGCGGACGCGCUAUCCGCCGCGGAAAUGAAGGUGGCGCUGGAGGAGCUGCAGGUGAAGUCUCCUGCAGGAAAUCCGCUUUCGGAUCCUUUCCCGUUCAAUCUAAUGUUUGGUCUGAAGAUAGGCCCCAAGGACGAGGCGGGGGCGGGGGAAGAGCCGGCGACUGGCCGCGGCCAGAAGGCGAGUGCGGCGAGCCGGUCAGCGGAAGGCCGGGGGUAUCUUCGACCGGAAACCGCUCAAGGGAUCUUCGUGAAUUUCCGCCGCCUUCUCGAGUUCAACGGCGGCCGCAUGCCGUUCGCAGCGGCGCAGCUCGGACUCGGAUUCCGCAACGAAAUCGCACCGCGGAACGGCCUGCUACGAGUGCGGGAGUUCCAGAUGGGGGAGAUCGAGCACUUUGUCCACCCCGACCAGAAGGACCAUCCAAAGUUCCACCUGGUCCGAGACCUGAAGAUUCCACUCUUCUCACGGGAAAACCAGCUGACGGACGGGAAGGUGCUGCGGGACGUGACGGUCGGCGAGGCGGUCGCGAAGAAAAUCAUUGACAACGAGACACUGGGGUACUUCCUCGCGCGAACCUAUCUGUUCCUGACCCGGUGCGGGAUCGCAGACUCUGGACUCCGGUUCCGGCAACACUUGACAUCUGAAAUGGCGCACUACGCCAAGGACUGCUGGGACGCCGAGGUCGAGUGCAGCUACGGCUGGGUGGAGGUCGCAGGCCACGCGGACCGGUCUGCGUUCGACUUGACGAGCCACUCGAAAGUCAGCAAAGUGGACCUCGUCGCGUCGCGGAAAUUCGACUCGCCGCAAAUCGUCGAGUACGUCAAGUACACCCCUAACAAGGGGCUCUGCGGCAAGACCUUUAAGGACCGGCAGCAGGCGCUCCACGACGCAAUAGAAGAAAAGUCCGACGCCGACCGCUUCGAAAUCGAAGCUGCGCUCGCGGCCGAAGGCCGGUACACCUUGACGCUGUGCACGGGGGAGGUUUUCGAGAUAUCUCGCGAAAUGAUGAAGUUCGAAAAAACCACGAAAAAAGUCAGCGAGGAGUCCUUCGUCCCCGCAGUCAUCGAGCCGUCGUUCGGCAUCGGGCGCAUCCUCCACUGUAUUAUGGAGCACGCGUUCCGGUCCCGCGGAAUCGUCGAUCAAGAGGAAAGGUGCUACAUGGCCUUCCCAGCGAUCAUUGCACCGACAAAGUGCAUCAUUCUUCCCAUCAGCAGCAACCCCAGCUUCGUCGAACUGCUUCAGCGCGCGCGAGACGCAUGCGUCGCGCGAGGCAUCUCGGCCAAAGUUGACGCGUCCACUGCCAGCAUCGGAAAACGGUACGCACGAAACGACGAAGUCGGCACCCCGUUCGCCAUCACAGUGGACUUUGAGUCCCUGAAAGACGACACGGUGACCGUGAGGGAACGGGACUCGAUGGAACAAAUUCGCGUGUCGCUUUCUGACGCCGUCGACCUGGUCGCGAGGAUGAGUCAGGGAUCUCUAGACUGGCCAACGGUGAAGAAAACUUACCCUCUCGUUGACGUCAAAGAGAGCUAAAGAGAACAACGAAAAUAGUGCCGUACACCACCAUCCCUGUGGACUGCGGAGCAGAUAGCUAAGGUUGGCGAAUGCCACGAUCCUACGACCCCUAGGGUACUAUUCCACAUCGUUUAAGUUGUGGACAUUUUGUUUGAAGUGCUACAGCUCUGGAAAAGCUCACGGGAAUGCAAGGGACUGGAUGGAGAAACAGCCACAAACGCCACAGAAAGCGAAGGGAGGAGGGCACAAGGGGGAGGUACCAUUUUCCGAUGCGUGCAAGUUUCGCCUUCGGAAAAAAAUGGUUCUCUUUGCGCAAAACGCCGAGGAACGCGGCGAGACUUUCGUGAUCCGCCCAGCCUGCAUUCCGCAGUUGGCGCCAGUCUCGGGGCCAGAAAAUUACAAUGAAAUCGGUUUUGUUCCGUCUAGUUUCUUGAUGUGCACGGUGAGACGCCGCUGCAGGGAAGCCACAACGCGAUUGCUUUGUCUCAGCGUGUCAGUCGCCAAGUGAGCCACAUUUUCAAAAAGAUCCACGCGGAGCUCAGAUGGUAAUCCAGAUCAGCAGUGGUGACAUAAUUGUUCGUGUCCAGUUGCGGAUGGUGUUAACCUUCAACACGCUGUAGUAAGCUAAAGACUAUCGUGAGGCACGGUAGCAUUUGAUGGCGGUGCGGUUUCCCGUAGUCUAGGAUUCGCUGCACACCGCAUUUGGAAAGCCACUGAUGCCUAGCGCGUCAAGGGAUGUUUUUCUGACGGUCUCCACACACGAUUUCUGUACAUGCGAAAUUCCUGUUCAAAAAGAGGAGGUUGGGCAGCUACACAAAGGUGUCGCAUGUUAUAAAAUUCCUUACGAAUGAGAAGUGGUUCCUCCCAACAUGGCCGGCGGUGUCUUCUCGCCUUUUCAUGGGUUCCGUUUGGCCCUCGCUCGCAGGUGUCGCUACAUCUUGAUCAUGGUAUCAAUCCCUA